AUGUCUCAAUUAGCUCUUUUAUCCAGUCGGGUGUUGCGUAGCUCACGCGUUGCCGCAGCUUCCAGAAGAGCUACGUUGACGGCUUCACUGACUUGUACACGAGGUAUCAACUGGAGUUCUGUGAAGUCACAAAAGCAGGAAAUACUAAGCACUCCAGAGUUGAAUAAAUAUAAGGAAUACUACGCUAACCUACAACAUGUUAUAAAUAGCGUGCCGAAUGAACUGGCUGCGAAAUCACCAUCUUUAGUGACCCUGCAUAGGAGGCUGCAAUUGCCCGAUUCAUUCGAGCUGUCUACACUUGCAAGAUGUCUGACAUGCCGGUCAUCACAGUUGCCUGUGGACCUCAAUACAUUGUCCGUAGGGGCUGCUUUGCCAACUACUACUCCAACAAGUGAUUUUCAAGACAAUCAUGGACUUAACAUAUUCGGCAAAAACUUGCUAACAUACUACGUGACUCAACAACUUCUGGCAAAAUAUCCUCGCCUACCUACAGUGGUUUUAAAUGCCGCAGUUGAUGCAUACAUUUCCCAGAAUGUCUUGGCUAGUAUUGGGAUGUCAUGGGGUAUUGAGGUUGAGAAUAGCUCCAUUUUAAAAAGAUAUUUGAAAGAGGAACCCGUUCAGUUAACCCUUGGUAGGUUGCGUUUCUUUAACAAUACUUUGGGUCACGAGGAUGGUGUCAAGUUGAUCACAUCGCAUAAUUUUUCUAAAGAAGCGGCCUAUGCACUGGCAGUUAGAAGCAUCAUUGGUGCGCUUUGGGCAUACACUCAUGAAACUAACCCCGAGUUUGCAUUCAAAUUUAUCGACGAUCACAUACUCUCCAGAAAAUUGGAUGUAUCUAGAAUGUUUCAAUUUGAACAACCCACCAGAGAAUUAGCAGUGCUUUGUCGUCGGGAAGGGCUGGAACGUCCCAUCUCUAAAUUGCUGGCGGAAUCUGGACGACUAUCGAAAGCACCAGUUUUCAUCGUUGGGGUUUUCUCUGGGGAUGAGAAAUUGGGAGAAGGUUUUGGCUCUUCUUUGAAAGAAGCCAAAGCAAGAGCCGCAACAGAUGCAUUGAUGAAAUGGUACUGUUACGAACCUGUGGGGGGCCAAUCCCCUGUGGUUGACCACGGUGCUGUUAUUGUCUAA
Molecule: messenger RNA, 1125 nt
Organism: Lachancea fermentati
Lineage: Eukaryota; Fungi; Ascomycota; Saccharomycetes; Saccharomycetales; Saccharomycetaceae
Source: the annotation of a GenBank genome assembly